CAGGGCACAUGGCAGUGUGUCACAGGGCCCUUUGUGACAUGUGAUGACUUAGUAGUGGUGGUGAGGUGGCCACGCCUCAGUGCUCCUCGGAGUGUCCAACAGGACAGACAGGACAGAGUGGUGCUGUGCGGAGCCCCCGUGCAGCGAACUCCUUCCCUGCUGAUCUGGAGCGUUUUGGAAGUGUUACUCUUGCAGGUGCCCUCGAGGCAAGACUGCGGGACUUGGUGACCCGUAGCCUUCCGAGGUUUCCCCCACCCUUUCAGCAGGUGCCUUUGAGGCUCAACCACAGGACUUGCUGACCUGGAGCCUUUAUAAGAACUCUUCCAUCCUUGUGGCAAGAGCCCUUGAGACCAGACUGUAGCUCUUCCAUGGCUCCUCUCCUGCUGGUGCCCUCAAGGCCCCACUGUGGGACUUGGUGAUCAGUAGCUUUUCUCAGGUUUUUCUGUUGCAGUUGCCCUUGACGCCAGACUGUGGAGUGGUGUGGAGACACCUUAGCCUGUUUGGGAUGAAGAAGGUGAAGGAAGGUGCUGGGGCUGCCCCAGCUCGGCAGCCUGAAAGAGUGGAGUGGUUCCAGCCCCUGCAGGAGGAUCCAGGCCAGGACCGGACACAAGAACAGGACCGCGCCCGUGGCCACUUCCGCAGGGCAGCACAGACAUUUAGCAACCUGAUAGGACCUCCGUGCAGAGAAAUGAUCACCAUGCUGACUAAAGGCACGGCAAAGCCUGACACCAUGCUAACUCAGAGUCUGGCUUCUGCUCCCAGUAUGGAUUUCUUUGGGGAGAGAGUUGUGUCCCGUCGAGAUGAAGUGCCGGCCCUUGUGAGGAAAAUGCACCAGAAUCUCUCCUCCAACACACCUCCAGAUGACAGGCUGUUUAUUAACAUUCUGAGGCUGACUGAUAUACACCCUGCUGAUGUUGUAUUCACCCUCCUGCGCUGUGCCCCAUCGUGUGACAGAGCUGCUGCAACUAUGUGGAAGACCAUCGCCUCAUCAGGAAUGACAGUGGAGAAGGUGUUGCCAAAGCUGCUCUGCGUGAUGGAGGACUGGCCACUGCACAGCACGUCCACCUCCGACGGGGACAAAACAGAUGUCUUUGCCCUGGCUGCAACCAGGGUGAUUUGGGAGAUCCUCCGCCUGCCCUGGUGCCCAGAGCCACUGGUGAAAUAUUCCCCCCCCCUCCUUGUGCAUCUGCUCUUCCAAGUCUUCAUCAGUACAAAGCAGAUGUCGGAGGAGGUCAACGCCUUCUGGAGGGGAUGCCGGGAGAAACGCGGCCUUCCUGCCAACCCCAACAGGUUUGCAGGGCAGACAGUGAAGGCACUGCUUCGCCGUCUGCGGUGUCUACAUUUGGUGAUGGCAAUGGAACGGAAGCAUGGCUGGGACACGCUCCUCAAUGCUGACACUCACCACUACGCAGUGGGUCUGCUGGCCAGGGAGAUGCGUCGUGCCUCGAGCCCCUUGUGUUCCCCAGUUGCCCUCUGCCUGCUGGGGCUGCUCAUCAGGGAGAAGCCACGCUGGGAGCUUCCCGCCAUGGCAUUCUUUGUGGAGGUCCUGGACUGCCUGGACAUGACUGACUGUGGUGAAAACAUCCUAGAGAUCCUUUCAAGGCACCUACAGAGUGAAUGCAAAGAGAGACGUCGCCUGGCAAUCAGAGGCCUCGUGGUGCUGAGCAAGGAUUCCAUGAUGGCCAAAAGAAUGUGCAGCCUCUCCGAAAGCCUUGUGGAGCUACUGCAGGAUGUGGAUGUAGAGGUGGUCGGGAUGGCCUUGCCGAUGUUCAUGAAUAUGCUGCAGAACAAAGACAUCCUAAUCUCCAGGCCCACUGCCCCGAAGCUGGCUGAGGCGCUCCAGCCACUCUUUGACAGCGACAACAGCCAUGUGCAGGUCCUCUCCAUUCGCCUCUUCCGAAAGGUGAUGGAGUUGGUAGUGGCUGAGGGAAAGAAGCCCCUGGAGAGAUAUGUGAGCCAGAGCCUGUUCCCACUCUUUUUGCACUGGCAUGAGGAGAAACAG
Molecule: messenger RNA, 2002 nt
Organism: Corapipo altera (White-ruffed manakin)
Lineage: Eukaryota; Metazoa; Chordata; Aves; Passeriformes; Pipridae
Exons: 11
Cellular component (GO): cytoplasm
Source: RefSeq, a predicted model, not a curated record